AUGCCAACCCUUAAUUUAAAAAAUAUCACCAUCAAAGAAAAACAAGAUAAAAACUUUAACCCUUAUUACCUAAUUGUUGAUAAUGACACCAAUAACGCUUAUUUUUGCUUUUCUGGCGCGGUCAAAAGUGGCUGGGAGGACCUAAUUGCGGAUUAUGAAAAGAUAACCGAAGUAGAAUUAGAAUUUGAAACCAACGAACGCGGGAACAAUAAAGCCUUAAAAUUCCCUUUAAAAUUAUUAAUUGGGUUAAGAAAGAAAAAGUCCCCAAGAACCAAAUUAGAACAAAAAUGCCACCAACAU
Messenger RNA from Racocetra persica, 300 nucleotides. The record is from the annotation of a GenBank genome assembly. Lineage: Eukaryota; Fungi; Glomeromycota; Glomeromycetes; Diversisporales; Gigasporaceae.